Pygocentrus nattereri (red-bellied piranha) is the source of this 6983-nucleotide messenger RNA. RefSeq names its product mediator complex subunit 12 (gene med12). Gene Ontology annotation, molecular function: beta-catenin binding; transcription coactivator activity. Gene Ontology annotation, cellular component: mediator complex. NCBI's taxonomy places the organism in Eukaryota, Metazoa, Chordata, Actinopteri, Characiformes, Serrasalmidae. The record is from RefSeq and is a predicted model, not a curated record. The transcript has 44 exons. Gene Ontology annotation, biological process: regulation of transcription by RNA polymerase II. The coding region runs from base 110 to 6598 and encodes 2162 amino acids.
GGUGUUGUUUGGAGAGCGCAGCGUCGCUGGCUGUAAGUUAAGCCGCCGCUGGGUUUCGGGCGGUCGGAUCGGGGACGGACUCGGCCCGGGCUGGUAUGCCGCUGCGACCAUGGCUGCCUUCGGGAUGUUAAGCUACGAACACCGGCCCCUCAAGCGGCCCAGACUCGGUCCUCCUGACGUUUAUCCUCAAGACCCGAAGCAGAAAGAGGAUGAACUAACUGCACUGAACGUCAAGCAGGGAUUUAAUAACCAGCCAGCUGUAUCUGGAGACGAGCAUGGCAGUGCUAAAAAUGUCAAUUUUAACCCCUCCAAGAUCAGCUCAAACUUCAGCAGCAUCAUUGCAGAAAAGCUGCGGUGCAACACGUUUCCAGACACAGGGAAAAGGAAGCCACAGGUCAACCAGAAGGACAAUUUCUGGCUGGUCACUGCACGAUCGCAGAGCUCCAUCAACAACUGGUUUACUGACUUGGCUGGGACCAAACCUCUCACUCAGCUGGCCAAGAAGGUCCCCAUUUUCAGUAAGAAAGAGGAGGUUUUUGGCUACCUGGCCAAGUACUCUGUCCCGGUGAUGCGCUCUGCUUGGAUGAUCAAGAUGACUUGUGCAUAUCAUGCUGCCAUUACAGAAACUAAAGUCAAGAAAAGGCAUGUCAUUGACCCAUGCAUAGAAUGGACUCAGAUAAUUACUAAGUACCUCUGGGAACAGCUGCAGAAGGUGGCAGAGUUUUACCGACAGUCUCCCAGCCAGGGCUGCGGCUCUCCUCUACCUGCCACUCCAGCAGAGGUGGAGACUGCCAUGAAACAGUGGGAGUACAACGAGAAACUAGCCAUGUUCAUGUUUCAGGAUGGCAUGCUGGACAGACAUGAGUUUCUGACUUGGGUACUGGAAUGCUUUGAGAAGAUACGCCCAGGCGAGGAUGAGCUUCUCAAAUUGCUACUGCCACUCCUUUUACAGUACUCAGGGGAGUUUGUGCAGUCAGCCUAUUUGUCGAGGAGGCUGGCAUACUUCUGCACACGCCGGCUCAACUUGCUGCUAAGCGAUGGAAGCAUUGGGCCCAGCACAGGGGGGCACCCACCCCACAGCAUCUCAGGCCAGUCUGGCAAUGCUCUGCCCCCGACACCAACAUCGCAGCCUGCAGGGGGCAACCAGCCCCAAACGCCCUUCACCGACUUCUACAUCUGCCCCCAACACCGCCCUGUAGUGUUUGUCCUCAGCUGUAUGCUCCAGAGCAUUGUGCUAUGCUGUCCUAGCGCUCUGGUGUGGCACUACUCACUGACGGACAGUCGGAAUAAGACUGGGUCUCCACUGGAUCUUCUACCCAUUGCCCCCUCCAACCUGCCCAUGCCGGGUGGCAACAGCACAUUCAACCAGCAGGUUCGUGCCAAGGUGAGGGAAAUUGAGGAGCAGAUCAAGGAGAGGGGGCAGGCAGUGGAAUUCCGCUGGUCCUUUGACAAGUGUCAGGAAACAACAGCUGGCUUCACCAUUGGCCGGGUCCUACACACACUGGAGGUUCUGGACAACCACAGCUUUGAGAAGUCGGAUUUCAGUAACUCUCUGGACUCCCUGUACAAUCGAAUCUUUGGAUCAGGCCAAAGUAAAGAUGGACAUGAGAUGAGUCCAGACGAUGACGCAGUGGUCACUCUGCUGUGUGAGUGGGCUGUAUGCUGUAAGCGCUCAGGCAGGCACAGAGCCAUGGUGGUGGCUAAGCUGCUGGAGAAGAGACAGACAGAGAUAGAGGCAGAGCGGUGUGGGGAGUCUGAGGUGGUGGACGAGAAAGGCUCCGUGUCCUCUGGCUCUCUCUCAGCUGCCACUGUUCCCGUCUUUCAGGACGUCCUGCUGCAGUUCCUGGAUACACAGGCCCCUGUGCUCACAGAGCCUGGUAAUGAGAGUGAGCGUGUAGAGUUCUCAAACUUGGUGCUGCUUUUCUGUGAGCUCAUUCGCCAUGAUGUGUUCUCUCACAACAUCUACAUGUGCACGCUCAUCUCCCGUGGCGACUUGGCCUCCGACUCCCACCUUCCCCGUCCCCGCUCCCCGAGCGAUGAGCCCUCUGAUGAAUCGGAGCGCAAAGAGCAGGACACAGGAAACAGUGUCAAAAUGGAGGACACUGGUUUAUCUGAGCCUAUGGAAAUAGAUCACAGCUCCAGCACCCACUUUGAUGAGCCGAUGUUCUCCCCUCCUAUGCACUGUGAGGCGAAGGGAAGCCCCUCCCCAGAGAAGGCUGCUCCGGAACAGGACGGUAAAAGCACGGUCAAGGAGAAGAGCAUGGACCCGGCCUUUCCCCAGGUGUACGAGCAGCCCCGCCACAUCCAGUAUGCCACCCACUUCCCCAUUCCUCAGGAGGAGAGUGCCAGUCACGAGUGCAAUCAGCGCCUGGUGGUUUUGUAUGGAGUAGGAAAGCAGCGAGAUGAAGCUCGGCAUGCCAUCAAGAAGAUCACCAAAGACAUCCUGAAAGUGCUAAACCGCAAAAGCACAGCCGAAACUGGAGGUGAAGAAGGGCAGAAAAGGAAGAGGAGUAAACCUGAAGCCUUCCCCACUGCAGAAGACAUCUUCUCCAAAUUCCAGCAUCUCUCCCACUUUGACCAACACCAGGUCACCUCUCAGGUGUCCAGGAAUGUUCUGGAACAGAUCACCAGCUUUGCCUUAGGGAUGUCCUAUCACCUGCCCUUAGUACAGCACAUCCAAUUCAUCUUUGACCUCAUGGAAUACUCCCUCAACAUAAGUGGCCUCAUUGACUUCGCCAUUCAGCUGCUGAACGAGCUGAGUCUGGUGGAGGCUGAGCUUCUGCUGAAAUCCUCUAGUCUGGCAGGCAGCUACACCACAAGCCUGUGCCUGUGCAUCGUGGCUGUGCUCCGCCGCUACCACUCCUGCCUCAUCCUCAACCCUGACCAAACAGCACAGGUCUUCGAUGGGCUGCGGAUUGUGGUGAAGUCAGGAGUGAACCCCGCAGACUGUUCUUCAGCCGAGCGCUGUAUCUUGGCUUACCUGUAUGACCUCUAUACCUCCUGCAGUCACCUGAAGAGCAAAUUUGGAGAAAUCUUCAGUGAGUUCUGCUCCAAGGUGAAAAACUCCAUCUAUUGGAACAUUGACCCAUCGGACUCCAACAUGCUGUGGGACCAGGUGUUCAUGAUCGAUGCCAUAGCAAACCCUUCAGCUCACAACCUCAACCACUCCAUGGUCGGAAAGAUCCUUAAUGACAGCCCAGCCAACCGUUACAGCUUUGUGUGUAACGUGCUGAUGGAUGUCUGCGUGGACCAUCGUGACCCUGAGAGAGUUAAUGAUAUCGGCAUCCUGUGUGCUGAGCUGACGGCAUACUGCCGUUCACUAAGUGCAGAGUGGCUGGGUGUGCUGAAAGCCCUCUGCUGUUCCUCCAACAACGGCAACUGUGGGUUCAAUGAUCUGCUUUGCAAUGUUGAUGUGAGCGACCUGUCAUUCCAUGACUCACUGGCUACGUUUGUUGCCAUCCUCAUAGCUAGACAGUGUCUACUGCUGGAAGAUCUGGUGCGCUGUGUGGCCAUCCCUUCUCUCCUCAAUGCUGCCUGUAGCGAGCAAGACUCAGAGCCAGGAGCCAGACUCACCUGUAGGAUUCUGCUGCAUCUAUUCAGAACACCCCAGAGAAACCCCUGUCCACAGGAUGGCAAGUCAGAUAAAUCGACGGUGGGCAUUAGGUCAUCAUGUGAUCGCCAUCUGCUGGCUGCAUCUCAGAACAGCAUUGUGGUGGGUGCAGUGUUUGCUGUCCUGAAGGCUGUAUUCAUGUUGGGUGAUGCUGAGCUUAAAGGCUCAGGGUUCUCUCACCCUGCUGGGCUUGAUGACAUUGGAGAGGACGACAUGGGGUCCAAAAAAUCAGGAGGCCGUAAUGUCUCCAUAGAAACAGCCAGCCUAGAUGUUUAUGCCAAGUAUGUGCUGAAAAGCAUCUGCCAGCAGGAGUGGGUUGGGGAGCGCUGUCUGAAGUCCCUCUCGGAGGACAGCAGUGCACUCCAGGACCCUGUGCUGGUGAACAUUCAGGCACAGAGGUUGCUGCAGCUCAUCUGCUACCCACACAGACAGCUGGACAGUGAGGAGGGAGACAACCCUCAGAGACAGCGCAUCAAACGCAUCCUUCAGAACAUGGACCAGUGGACCAUGAGGCAGUCUUCUCUUGAGCUGCAGCUCAUGAUCAAGCAAAGCUCAAACAAUGAGCUGUAUUCUCUUUUGGAAAAUAUUGCCAAGGCAACCAUUGAAGUUUUCCAGAAGUCUGCUGAAAUGAACUCCAGUAACCCUUCCUGGAAUGGCUCUACUGCCUCUAGUAGCUCUGUCUCCAAUAGCAACAACGCCAGCAAACUCAAACCAGUGCUCAGUUCAUCGGAGCGCUCGGGCGUGUGGUUGGUGGCCCCUCUGAUCGCUAAGCUGCCUACCUCUGUACAAGGGCACGUACUGAAAGCGGCAGGGGAGGAAUUGGAGAAGGGACAACACCUGGGCUCCUCAUCCCGCAAGGAGAGAGAUCGACAAAAACAGAAGAGUAUGUCCCUUUUGAGCCAGCAGCCCUUCUUGUCUCUGGUGUUGACGUGCCUAAAAGGACAGGAUGAGCAGAGAGAGGGCCUCCUUACCUCUCUCUACAGCCAAGUACAGCAGAUUGUCACUAACUGGCGUGAAGACCAGUAUCAGGAUGACUGCAAGGCCAAGCAGAUGAUGCAUGAGGCUCUGAAGUUGCGGCUCAAUUUGGUGGGUGGGAUGUUUGACACAGUUCAGCGAAGCACACAACAGACCACUGAGUGGGCAGUGCUUCUCCUCGACAUCAUCAGUAGUGGGACCGUGGACAUGCAGUCUAACAAUGAGCUGUUCACCACUGUGCUGGACAUGCUGAGUGUGUUGAUCAAUGGAACUCUCGCAGCAGACAUGUCCAGCAUCUCUCAGGGCAGCAUGGAGGAGAACAAAAGGGCUUACAUGAACCUGGUCAAGAAACUUAGGAAAGAGUUGGGGGAUCGGCAGUCUGAGAGUUUGGAGAAAGUGCGACAAUUACUGCCACUACCCAAGCAGACUCGGGACGUCAUUACAUGUGAACCCCAGGGCUCGCUCAUAGACACCAAGGGCAACAAAAUUGCUGGAUUUGAGAAGGAGGGUCUGCAGGUGUCAACAAAGCAGAAGAUCUCUCCAUGGGAUGUUUUUGAGGGCCUAAAGCACUCGGCUCCACUCUCCUGGGGAUGGUUCGGCACAGUUCGUGUCGACCGCAAAGUCACCCGCUUCGAAGAACAGCAAAGGCUCCUCCUUUACCACACCCACUUGAAACCCAAACCACGUAGUUAUUACCUGGAGCCCCUACCUCUACCACCGGAGGAAGAGGAGCCUCUUACUCCUGUGCAACAAGAACCAGAAAAGAAGAUGGUGGAGGCAGUGAAAUCAGAGAAGAGUGUGCCCAGUGUGGCCCCAGAUCCCAACAAGAAGAAGAAGAAAAAGAAAACUCCAUCUACAAGUAAACCAGAGGACUACACUGCUCGUAACCCAAACGUGAUGUCCUAUGGAGGCAUGAACAGUGAACUCAUGAACAUGGCCCAGCCCAACCACCCUUACAGAAUGGGCUACAACCAACCAUCUAUUAUAUACACCCAGAAUCAACCCCUUCCUCCAGGUGGUCCAGGACUGGAGCCCCCAUACCGACCUCGCAUGCCUGUGAAUAAGAUGAUGCCCACACGGCCCAACUACCCCGGCAUAAUGGGCAACCUCCAAGGUGGAAUAGGCAUGAUGGGCAUGGACAACAAGCAGUACCCAAUGGGCUUCAAGCCACAGCCUACUAUGGCCCAGGGCCAGAUGCUCCGCCAGCAGCUCCAGGUCAGACUGAACCAGAGUAUGCUGGGACAACAGAUGAGGCCGAUGCCACCAAAUCAGCCGUACACCACAAUGCAGCCAUCACAGAACAUUCCACAGGGCUAUACCAGCUAUGGUUCCCACAUGGGAAUGCAGCCACACCCCUCUCAGACAGGAGCAAUAGUUCCUUCCUCGUACGGUAACCCAGGCUUCCAGGGAGCCCAUCCUGGUACAAACCCUGGAGUAGUGGAUCCUCUGAGGCAAAUGCAGCAAAGGCCCAGCGGAUAUGUCCACCAGCAAGCUCCUGGUGCCUACACACACAGCAUGCAAAACGCACAGAGGUUCACCCAUCAGCCCAUACAGCAGGCUCCCAUGAUGCACAGCCUGGGGCAGGGUCACAUGGGGGCACAGGGGGUGCACCCUGGCAUGCGGCCGAACCAGAUGCUGGACCAGCAGCAGCAGCAGCAACAGGCGCAGCAGCAACAGUUUCUGAGGCAGCAGGCCCUCCGGCAACAAGCUCAACAGCAGCAGGUCCAGCAGCAGCAGGUUCCCUCCCAGCAAGUGCAGCAGCCUCAGCAGGUGCCAUCUCAGCAGGUGCAGGUGCAGGUGCAACAGCAACAGGUCCAGCAGCAGCAGGUGGGGGCAGCACAGCCCCCUACCCAGGCCCAGACUCAGGCCUUAGGCAUGCAGCCUGUGUUCCCUCGGCAGGGACAAGGCAUGCAGCAGACCCAGCAGCAGCAGCAGACCGCAGCGCUGGUCAGACAGCUCCAACAGCAACUGUCAAGCACGCAACCUGGACAGAACACCAACUCUUACUACUAAUAGUGUGAGACCUGUGUGGCUGUGAGAAGUGGAUGCAGCCCUUCUAAAAUAGACUGUGGUCUAGAGUGAUUCCAUGUGGGCAAGAAAGCCUAGAAGAUCAGUGGCAUAGAAAAUACUUUGGGCCUAGAAGAUUCCCAGAUGAUCAUCGAUAAUCUGACCACAGUGCUGUUUAUGUACUACAAUUAAACCCACUCUCUGUAAGAUGUGUAAUUCCAAAAUCAUCUGAAGGACUGUGCUGUGAAAUAGAGAUCAUGGAGAGCAAUGACGGAAGACUGUGUAAAAAGAAAAAGUACAAGAAAUUAUAAGAAUAAUGCAAUUUUUUAAUUUUAUUUCACUUUGUACAAUUUUUCAGUUUCGUGUAUUCUCAUUAAAAACAAAAAUCAUG